This is a messenger RNA of Entrophospora sp. SA101, 1962 nucleotides long. Lineage: Eukaryota; Fungi; Glomeromycota; Glomeromycetes; Entrophosporales; Entrophosporaceae. The record is from the annotation of a GenBank genome assembly.
AUGUCACCUCCAAGUUCUAAAAAUUCAGGUAAAAAUAUCGAAACAGAAAUAGUUUUACAAGCGGUUGUUUUGGCUGAUAGCUUUAAUGAACGAUUUCAUCCUAUAACUUUUGACACACCACGAUGCUUAAUGCCUUUAUGCAACACACCUUUAAUCGAGUAUACACUUGAAUUCCUUGCUGUUGCUGGUGUUCAAGAAGCUUACCUUUUUUGUAGAGAACAUGCUGAGAAAAUAAGGAAUUAUAUCGAGUAUGCCUCGAAAUGGAAUCGAUCUUAUUCUCCAAUUAAGAUCUUUACAAUUUUUACACCUGAAGCUCGUUCACUUGGUGAUGUUUUACGUGAAGUUGAUGCUAAACAAUUAAUUAGUUCAGAUUUUAUUCUUAUUAGUGGUGAUGUUGUGUCUAAUGUUCAUUUGGAAAAGGUGUUAAAAGAGGCCAGUCCUUUCCAUCGAACCAGAGCUGUAGGUGAAUCUUCAAUUUUUGCUGUUGAUGCACAAACAAAAGAAUGUUUGCAUUAUGAAUCAGUUGAAGUGUAUCCACGCAAACAACACAUGGUUAUGGACAUGAGUAUAUUUGAAAAGCAUUCAGAUGUUGAAAUUAGGAAUGAUUUGAUUGAUUGUCAGAUUGAUAUUUGUUCAGUUGAAGUGCCAGCAUUAUUUACAGAGAACUUUGACUAUGAAGAUAUCCGAAAAGAUUUUGUUUAUGGUAUUCUAACAUCUGACAUAUUAUCCAAGACGAUCUACUGUCAUAUUGUUGAGGGUACUUAUGCUGCUAGAGUUCGAGGCCUGCAAACAUAUGAUACCAUCAGUAAAGAUAUUUUAUCUCGAUGGACAUAUCCUAUUGUACCAGAUAGUAACCUUCAAGAAGGUGAUAGUUAUGAAUAUUUACGUGGUCAAAUCUACAAGGAGAAGGAUGUGUCAUUGUCAAGAUCAUGUUUCCUUGGUGAAAAAGUAUUAAUAGGUGCAGGAACCAAAAUUGCUGAAAAUACAGAAAUAACUAAUUCUGUUAUUGGUAGAAGGGUUAGCAUUGGCCCCAAUGUUAAUAUUGAUGGAGCUUAUAUAUGGGAUGAUGUGAUCAUCAAGUCUAAUUGUUCAAUCACUUGUUCUAUUUUGACAAAUAAUGUUAUUCUACAAGAAAAUGUAACGGUGAAUAAAGGAUGCAUACUUUCUCAUGCUUACACAAAAAUAUCAAGACAUAGUAAGAAAGCUGUAGAAGAUUUUGAUGAUGACAAUGAUGACAAUGAUAAUUGUGAAAAGAAUAUAGAUAAAAAUGUUGAUAUUGAUUAUGAUUAUUCUGUUAUUGGCGAAAAUGGGAAAGGAUAUGUUUGGAUUGAAAAAUUUUAUGGUGAAGAAGAUGAUGAAGAUUCUUUAAAUACUUUUAGAAAUGCUCAAGUUUCAUCUUUGGAUAGUGAAUCAUCAAUAUCUGUUAUUAGUGAUGGAUCAUCAGAUGAAGAAAGUGAUGUGGAUGACCACCAACAAUCCAACAAAGAAAAUUUUUCAAAUGAAGCAUUGCAAACUUUAGAGCGUGCUUUCUCUGAAAAUCAUAAAGUAGAAGAUACAUUAUUGGAAUUGAAUACAUUAAGAAUGGCAUACAAUAUUUCUAUUUAUGAUCUACGUAGAGUGGCAAUCCCCACUAUACUAAGUCAAAUCAAUACAGAGAAAUUAUGGCAAAGCACAAAAAAUGUUUUGCUUGGCUGGGGGCCUUUAAUUGAUAAAUUGAUUCAAUCAAAGAAUGAUCAACUUGAUUCAUUAUACAUAACACAAGAAUACUGUUUAAAAGAUGAAAGUUAUAUCAAAAUCUUUGCUUUAUCUCUUCGUAUUUUUUAUGAAGAUGAUGUGAUUGAAGAAGAUGCUAUUUUGGAAUGGUAUUAUUCUGAUAAAGCUAAACAAGCACCGUCUGGGAAACAGGACGAUCUUAAUAAAUUACGCGAAUUGGUUUGUUACACCGAUGAUAAAAAGACUUGA